GCCGGGCGGUGGAGGCGGGGCUCCCUGGGCGCGUGCGCGGCGGCCUGGGCGACGGGCCCCUCCCUUGGCGGGGGCGCGCGGCGCGGAGGACCACACGGAAAGGGGGAAGUCAGGUGGCCGCUGCCGCCGCCGCCACGGUUUGUCGCCAGAAGGAAGAUGGCGGAUCUGGAGGAGCAGUUGUCUGAUGAGGAGAAGGUACGUAUAGCAGCAAAAUUCAUCAUUCAUGCCCCUCCUGGAGAAUUUAAUGAGGUUUUUAAUGAUGUUCGGUUACUGCUUAAUAAUGAUAAUCUUCUCAGGGAAGGAGCAGCCCAUGCAUUUGCACAGUACAACUUGGACCAGUUUACUCCAGUAAAAAUUGAAGGUUAUGAAGAUCAGGUAUUGAUAACAGAACAUGGCGACUUGGGAAAUGGAAAGUUUUUGGAUCCAAAAAACAGAAUCUGUUUCAAAUUUGAUCACCUAAGAAAGGAAGCAACUGAUCCGAGACCUUACGAAGCAGAAAAUGCAAUUGAAUCAUGGAGAACUUCAGUAGAAACUGCUCUUCGAGCUUAUGUAAAAGAACAUUACCCAAAUGGGGUCUGCACUGUGUAUGGUAAAAAAAUAGAUGGACAGCAAACCAUUAUUGCAUGCAUAGAAAGCCAUCAGUUCCAAGCAAAAAACUUUUGGAAUGGUCGUUGGAGGUCAGAGUGGAAGUUUACAAUCACUCCUUCAACCACUCAAGUGGUUGGCAUCUUGAAAAUUCAGGUUCAUUAUUAUGAAGAUGGUAACGUUCAGCUAGUGAGUCAUAAAGAUAUACAAGAUUAUCUAACAGUGUCUAGUGAGGUGCAGACAGCAAAAGAAUUUAUAAAGAUUGUAGAAGCUGCAGAAAAUGAAUACCAGACUGCCAUCAGUGAGAAUUAUCAGACAAUGUCGGACACUACUUUCAAAGCCUUACGUCGACAGUUGCCAGUUACACGUACUAAGAUUGAUUGGAACAAGAUUCUUAGCUACAAGAUUGGCAAAGAGAUGCAGAAUGCAUAAGAUGAACAUUGCAUGACCGGAUCAUUUUAGUGUCUUUGCGUUUAAAAAAAAAAUUGUUGCAAAAGUAUUCAGAACUGUCAAGCUGCCCAGUCAACAUGGGCUAUUGCCAUUUAAAAUCACUGUAAUUAAUUAGUUUGGUUAGAGCACAAAGCUUAGCUAAUCAACCAUUGUUUUUCAUUUCUUUUGUUCAAAGAGGGCUGAAAAUGAGUUUAGUUUAAGUGUCUUUUACUUUCUGUUUUUCCUUCCUUUCUUACAAUGAAAAGAUGAUUCCUCUUAUGGUUAAAAGUUUUUGAAAGUAUUUCAAAAUAUUUUACUUACUGUAACCCUAAAAUUGUCUUUUGGCUUAUGAAAUGGGUAACUUUUGAUAUUAGCCCACUUCUUUUUAAUGGGGUCAAUAACGGACAUUCUAGUUUAAGGUGGUUGAUAGACUUAGCCAUAUAUGCUGCUAAAGAAAUUGUCUACCUUUUCCCCCCUCACCUCUUCCACUUAUGUAAGAUUGAGAUUAGAGGGAAAGCAUUUUCUAUAUCAAUUGUGUUAAACCUUUCAGUAAGGUUAUUUAGCUAGCUUAGUGUUUAACUAAACUUUUUUUAAACAAGGCCAAGGUCUAUUGCUAUUUUGAGAUUCUGAAAUUAAAUGAGAAUACUUACUUCAGAAAUGCAUCUAAUGCUUUUUUUCUUGUGACAGUUACGCAAAUUAGCUUGAAUUCCGUAUGUCCCUGAGUUAUUUUUAUCAUAAAGCCACAAAUGUAUUAUAACAAGGCAAAUUGUAAUAUAUAUAAUCCUGAACUCAUGACCAUGUCUCAGUUUAUUUUUUCCCUUGGAUUGAAAAGUACUGAAAUUCAGUGUGACAUUAAAUGCAAAUUUUCCUAUUUGAGUAGAAAAUCGCCAGUAAUUCCUACACUAUUUUGAAUAUUUUCUUUGGAUAUUGUAAUUCUCAACUGGUUGUAACUUAGAGAAGCUGGGGGUACAUAUGGUGUGCAGUCUUAAGUUUUUCCAUCUUCCUAUGCAUCAUGAGCAUGUUUGUAAUAUUUAAAACAAUAGAUUUACUGAUACUACAGGAAUUUCAAGCCUGUGGUGAAUGUUAGUAUUUACUAUAAGGAGUUGGGUGGAUUUAUGGGUUCAUUCAGUAGAGUUUUGAUGCUUAUACUGGAGUGGAAUCCAUUCCUUACAUACUCCUACAGAUGUCUGGGCCUGGAAAUGUUUUUUUUAAAAAAAAACACCACUUUUAUUAUGUAUAAUAAAAUAUUUCAUUAGCUUGAGUUGUAUAGAUUUUUUAAAAUUCUCUCAAAGCAUGUUAUUUCUUUCUUUUUAAAAUCACUUGGAUUUUGAAAGCAUUGAGAAUAUAAUUUGAAAUUAUGACAUCUGGGGCUAAUUUUCUCUUUAGUUUUUGAAAAUUUUGGCAUAUUGAGAUGCCUAAGGAAUAUGAAUUGGUAACAUUAAAUAUCUGUCCUUGUUUCAAGAUAUUUUCAAAAAUUUGAAAAUGAUUCUGAACUAGAUACUAGGUGAAUCUGUAUUGAAGCUUGGUUGUAUCACUUGGGUUAUCAUGGGUUUAUAUCCCUUGGAAGUCAGUUACUUUGGCUCUGUUUUAUAACCUAGAAAACAUUCUUGAAAAUACGCAGCUAUUUUUAAGAUUUGUUUGUGAAAAGUAAAAUUAUCAAAAAUAAUUCAGAACACAUGCCAAAAUAAUGGUUGCUCAGUAGAUUACUGUUUUAUAGGCUAUGAAUCACAUUUUAUUAUAGUAAAAGCUGAAUGUAGUUCAGGGAUAUGGUUUUAAUAGGAACCCUGAAAGUUCCUAUGUUGAAUAGGAUGAAGUGUGGGAGCAGAAGCAGAAUAACUAGGAGGCUGCUGCAGUAGUGCAGUUGAAAGAGACUGGUGGUUAUCGAGGUGGUCAAGUGGUAGGUGAAAUCAGCAAGAUUUGCUGAAAGCAUGAUUAUGGAAUGUGAGAUAAAGAGAACAGACAAGGAUGUGUUGGACUUGAAGAAUUAGGGACUAUUCUAGAAGGAGCAGGUAGGUAGUGGUUGGGGGGGCGGGGUAGUGGUCAGGAGCUUGGUUUUAGAUUUCAAGGGGAAAUACCAUGUAGCAGGUUAACAGGAAGCAGAAGAAUGCUCUAGUUAGAAGAAUGGGAGAAUAAGCCUGGGAAACAGUUUGAUAGCCAGGCAAAAUGAAGGACUCCUCUCAAUUAGUGAUCCUUGGUUUAAAGCUGCGUAGGUGCGGGCAUAGAGUGUUUGAAUUGAAUUCAGCCAAGAUUAUUGUUUUGCCAGUAGUGACUCAAUUCACGAGGAGGGACUCAGAGUCCAGGACAGCCUAUGGAGUUUAAGCUGGAUAAGCAAGGAAGUAAGGUUGUUGCAAGGAGAAGGAGGAUAGUGAAAAUGUGGCAUAGUUGAUGAACUGGGGCACUAGAAAUAGAGGAAUUCAUAGUGGUGUACUUAAAAUUGAGAUUUCGAGUAUUGAGAGUAACUAGUAAUAACAAGUGUGAGUGAGGGAGAAGAACCGGAGUGCAGACAACCACAAAGCCUCAGGUUGAACAGAUCAUCUCUGAAUACUGAAAUCAAUUCUGUAAGAUGUGUUCUGGCACCAGUGCUGUUUUUCGAGAUAUACAGGUGCUCCUUGAUUUGCAGUGGGGAUACAGCCUCAUUGAACCAACCAUCAGAAGCUGAAAAUGUUGACAGUCCAAAUGCAUUUAAUACAUCCACCCUUCCAAACAUCAUAACUUAACAGGGCCUACCUUUAACAUACCCAGAACACUUCUACUGGUCUACAGUUGAGCAAAGGUAUCUAAAACAAGCCUGUUCUAUAUUAAAAUAUUUGCUAUCAUGUAGUUUAUUGAACCCUAUACUGAAAGUAAACAACAAAAUGGUUGUGUGGGAACACUUCACACCAUUGAGAAGACAAAAGUUGUAAAUCAGUCCCCAUCUUUUCCUGGAUAUACUAUAUUUCUGUGAUAUUUUUAUAAGUUAUGUAAAUAUGUGGAACAUAUGUUCAUGAGGCUUUUCCUUGUUUGGGAUUUUGAAACUAAAAUUUAGAGAGCAAGAGCUUUUAAAAGAAAGACAUCCUCAAAAUUCUGGUUCUUUACAAAUAUUCCUAAAAAGUGAAAUUCUUAAUAAGGUUAGUUAAGGAUAACUAUAUGUGUUUCUAGCAUUUGAAUAGCCUUUUCUAUGUUUAAAAUCAUUUAGAUUUUUAAUAACCACACUGAAAGCUUUGGAAAAUGAAGAUGCUUUCAAAAGAUCUUCCAUACUCAGCAUCAGUCUGUGCCCUUGGCCAGGUAUUGAGUAUAAAAUAUAAAAGCACAUUUAGCCAAGAGUUGACUCAGGCUUUAUAAUAGGUGCAUGUUAUCAAACAUCCCAAGAAGGAUGUAUUUUGGGCUGAGGAUAUAGCUCAAUUGGUAGAAUGCUUGCCUCAUAAGCAUAAGGCCCUGGGUUCAAUCCCCAGUACCACAAAAAAGAAGGAUGUAUCUUUCCUUUCCCUUCUCUUAAGGUGGAUUAUUUCAAAGCAAAAUCACAGUAUACUUAUUAAUUGUAUAGAUCUGGGAACUUGAAACUGAGAGCUUUUUAAAGAUAUACGUUUUGUUUAGUUUUCUGCAAAUUUGAUAUUCUGGGUGUUAUGCAAAAACUUUAUUGUACGAUUGACCAGGAGUGCUAGCUAUUGAAGAAUAUAUAAAAUACUUACCAACUAAAAGUAAAAGGGCCAAUUAAACUUUUACGGUCUCAUAGAUAACAAAUUGUCAUGUCAUUUAAGAUUAAUCAGACUAUAUCAAGAGGCCUACUCUAGGAAUUAUGGAGUUCAGAAAAUAUGAACUCUUUCUUAAAGGAGUCUACAAACUAGUCAGGGACCUGUAGCAGUGUUUUCCAGUCUUUUCCUCAUCACAACAUACAUAAAAAAUGCUGGAACUCUUAAGGCCCACAGCAUGGAAUGGGUAAGUCAGCUUGGCAGUUGAGGGAAUCAGUUUUUUGGCACACUUUGGAUCCACUUAGGAAGUGGAGCCACAGAGAACACAUUGAAUGACAUGUUUAUUUUAUCAUUAAGAUUUAAGGUUCUUCAAGCCUGCCUUACCUAAGGUGUCAAGCCAAUAAAGGUUUUCUGGAAAGGAUAAGUUUUCAGCUCUACUUGGGCAUACUUAAGUAUGAACGUAACUGGUAGGCAGGAGAUCCUCUAGUAUAUCAGUAAAGCAUCAAAAUACAGUUAACAGGUUCCUACUGUAAAACAUCUAGUUCAAAACAUUCCACAGCUAUAAAAUUAAAUCACUAAGAAUAAAGUUAAAAAUAAGUGUUUUAUCAGCUAUUGUGUGGCUAAUAAGAUACUAAGAUAUUUUUAUCCCAAGUUUUGGUAUAACCUAACAACAAUGUACAUUAGUUUAAGUUUUCAUUCUUGUGCAGUGUGACUGAAUCAGGGAACAAACAUUUCUUCUUAGACUGAAUAGAAAACACGGAUCACAGAUGCCAUAUGAGCCACUCAUUGUAACAACAUAAAUCUUCACUCAUUGCUUGUAGGAAUUAAAGUUCUGAUUAAUAGGUUAAUAGAGACUGUUAAGAAAACAAAAUUGUUGUAUCUUAGAAUAAUGGGUUAUUGGGAAAAUUUGUAAAAUGCUCAGUCUUUGAGCCAAAUAAAUUUGCAAGGAGUUCUCUUACAAGAAUACCCCUAGAACUCUUGCAGACUAAACUGUACAAACUUAUCUUUGUCUUCGACUUCAUGUUUUGUGGUGCUAACUUGCCUACCAAGCAAAAGCUGUACUGAUUCUGAACACAGAUAUCUGCCAUCCCAGACUUACACCUGGAAAAGUGAGUGCUUGCCUCCUGUUUCCCAAAAUAGUACCAAAAAGGAAUUACCCAGGAACCAGAGCUGCAGCUCUUCUAAGUAUAAAUUAAGCAUUGGAGAAGGCUUUUUAGUUCUUUUCAAACAGCAAAAUAUGGAGGAUCAGGGUUCUGAUGAAUGUUUUAGGGCACUGAAAGCAUCUCAGAUGAGGAAAAAGGAAAGUAAAAAAAUGAGGGGCAAAGCCAAGAAAGGAAAAUCCUGCCCAUGUAUGGUAAUUUUUUUUUUUUUUUUUUUUUUUUUCUCACUGGGACUUUAUGGAGGAAAAAGGAAAUUCCAUUCCAGGGACUAGAAAUGGCAAAAAGCCUUAAAUCAAUCUAAAUGUCAGGCAAUGAAGAAUGAUUACACAUAGUGUGGAUGGUUCCAUUGCAUAGCAUAUAGGUUAUGAAACCUCAUACUUCAGAGCUCCAUAUAGUAACAUCACAAAAUUGUUGAGAGGAAAGCAAGUUACAGAAAGUACACUAGGAUAUUGGGUUAUAUGGACCAAAUGGACUACAAAGCCAAAUCCAGAUAGUAAAUGCUUGAGAGGAAUAUACAGGAGUGGGAUUUGGGAAUAGCACAGAGAGAUUUGAUGGCAUUCCUGGGAGUUUCUUUAACUGGUUGAUAGAUAUACAGGUGUUCAUUUUAACAUUCUCACUUUUUUUAUGCCUAUUUUUCACUUAAAAAUGUAACCUAGGCUCACAUUUAGAACUGCAUGAAAUAGAUAUAGACCCUGAUUAGAAAAGUGGAAAAGUUCAUAUCCAUAGGCUAAACUCAAGAGAGAAUUUCCCAAUACUUUUUCAAAAAGUCACUAGACUCCUACUGUCUUACAGUGAAUUUUAUCUAAGUAUCUGUACUUAGAUAAUUUUCUGUGUUACAGGAGUUAUUCUAGGUGGUAGAAAAAUGAGUGUGGCAAAAGUUUUAAAAUCCUGUCAAAAUUAAAAAAAAAAAAAAAAAAAAAAAAA
This is a messenger RNA of Sciurus carolinensis (gray squirrel), 6766 nucleotides long. It is a transcript of the gene Capza2, whose product is annotated as capping actin protein of muscle Z-line subunit alpha 2. The record is from RefSeq and is a predicted model, not a curated record. The coding region runs from base 157 to 1017 and encodes 286 amino acids. Gene Ontology annotation, molecular function: actin filament binding. Gene Ontology annotation, biological process: actin cytoskeleton organization; barbed-end actin filament capping. Gene Ontology annotation, cellular component: actin cortical patch; F-actin capping protein complex. NCBI's taxonomy places the organism in Eukaryota, Metazoa, Chordata, Mammalia, Rodentia, Sciuridae. The transcript is spliced from 10 exons.